Mercurialis annua (annual mercury) is the source of this 1632-nucleotide messenger RNA. RefSeq lists its product as uncharacterized. Lineage: Eukaryota; Viridiplantae; Streptophyta; Magnoliopsida; Malpighiales; Euphorbiaceae. The record is from RefSeq and is a predicted model, not a curated record. Bases 1 to 1632 code for a protein of 543 amino acids. The transcript has 4 exons.
AUGUACACCCUAGUAAGUGCUAAUAGUUUGAAUGAUUAUCGACCUAUAGCAUGUUGUAAUGUCAUACUUAAGUGCAUUACUAAAAUCAUCUCAACUAGGCUUAGCUCCUGUGUUGGUUCUAUUAUAGAUAAGAGUCAGUGUGCUUUUAUUCCAGGGAGAAGAAUCACUGACAAUGUGUUGCUGGCGCAUGAGUUAGUUUAUGAUUAUCAUAAUGAUAGUGGCCCUUCUAGUUGUGCAAUGAAAGUGGAUUUGAGGAAGGCAUAUGAUUCAAUAGAGUGGGAUUUCUUAGAAGAAAUGCUGUUAAACCUGAAUUUUCCUAGGAGGUUUAUACAUUGGGUAAUGCGGAGUGUUAGAACACCUACUUACUCUGUGGCAAUAAAUGGCUCAUUGUUUGAUAACACUUCAGUCAGCUAUAUGAAGGAAGCUUUACUUCAUCUUCAGUCAGUUUCUGGAUUGAAAGUUAACAAUGAGAAAAGUUCAAUUUUCUUCUCAAAUGUAUCUGCUCAUAACAGGGUUAAUUUUCUGAACAUUAUGGAUUUUGCUGAAGGGAAACUACCUGUUAAGUACUUGGGAAUGCCUCUUAUUUCAAGAAGACUCACUAAGACUGAUAGUCAAGUUCUGAUUCAGAGAGUUACAAGUCGUAUUUCAUCUUGGAAUUUUAAGUUCUUGUCUUUUGCAGGAAGUAUGGGGGAAUCAUGGGAUACAAUUUGUACUUAUAAGAAGGGUGGAGGUUUGGGAGUUAAAAAAGUUGAGUUAUGGAAUAAAGCUGCAAUUAUGAAGCAGAUAUGGUUCUUGCUUACAGACAAGUGUUCAUUGUGGUCUCACUGGGUUAUUCUGAAAAGACUUAGCUACUGGGGGAUAACCAAACCAUAUAAGGCUUCUUGGAGUUGGAGGAAUCUAGUUAAACUCAGGGAAAUGGCUAAAGAGAUCUUUGAAUGCAAGAUUGGCAAUGGAGAAGAUACUCUUUUCUGGUAUGAUCCCUGGGUUAAUGGUAAUUCUAUUAUUGAUUUGUAUCCUGUUAUUAAUAUUACAGAUGCAGACAUUCCAAAAACUGCUAAAGUUGCAGAUGUCUACAGGAAUGGUACUUGGUAUUUUCCAGAUGCUAUGGAUGAGCAGACUCUUCAAGCCUGGGAUACUGGUUCUUCAGUAUCUUGGGCAAAGCUUAUUUGGAAGGCUCAUAUUGUACCAAGGCAUAGUUUUAUAACCUGGAUGGUUAUUCAGAGGGGGCUAAAAACCAGAGAUAAGUUGUUCAGAUGGGGUACAGUUGAUAAUCCUAACUGUAGCCUAUGCAAUUGUUGUGUGGAAACUAUUAAUCAUCUGUUCUUUAGCUGUAUUUUUUCCAGUGAAGUUUGGAAGAAGGUGUUAUUUGCUUGUGCUAUAAACAGACCUCCUCUGGUCUGGAACAGAGAAAUUAGCUGGUUCACAAGGAAAUAUGGAGGCAAAAAUACCAGCACCAAGAUAAGAAGACUAGCCUUCUGUUCUACAGUUUAUCAUAUUUGGCUAGAAAGGAAUAAUACUAUCUUCUCAGGUAGUAGGCCGGAUGUUAAUAUUGUAUCUAAGAGAAUUAGUUUUUCUGUUCUAAGUAAAAGCCAUUCUAGAUUAGAUGGAGCAAUUUCAGAUUGCUGGCUGUAG